AUGGAGACUGCCUGGACCCAGCAGAGAUCCAGAGAGGAAUGGAGUUACCGCGAGACCUUCAUGGGAUGGGGGCUGCUAAGUGUCCUGCUACUUAGCCUGACUGUCUUUUCUGUGCUCCUGUACUAUACCUUCAACAGCUGUGGACCCCGCCCUUGUGAGAGCCCUGUGUGCCUGGCGCUUAUGGAAAAUUAUCUGAUGACUGGCAAUGCCAGUGCCCUGCCCUGCACAGACUUCUUCAGCUUUGUCUGUGGGAACUUGACAUCUGGAUGGGCCAACGAGUCCAGGAAUGUACUUCAGAUUCUGAAAGAGGAGAACCAGCAUCAACUCCGGAGAAUACUGGAAGCUUCAGUUUCCUGGCCUCCUGACUCUGCAGUGGAGAAAACUGUGAGGUUCUAUAAAGCCUGCAUGGACACAGAUGCCAUUGAGGCUUCAGGGGCAGAGCCUCUUCUACAGGUCAUCGAGGAGCUGGGGGGCUGGCGGAUCUCAGGUAACUGGACGCCUCCUGAUUUUAACCAUACCUUGAAGCUGCUAAUGAGUCAAUAUGGUAGUUUCCCAUUCUUCAAAGCUUACUUGGAGCCAAGACCUCCACACAUGCCUGUCAUCCAGAUUGAUGAACCAGAGUUUCAGAUGCCUUUUCGACCUGAUCAGAAGAACUACACCCAGAUAUUGAGAGCAUAUGUGUCAUACCUGGAACGACUGGGAACCUUGUUGGGGGGAGACCAAAAGGUCGUGUUGGAGCAUGCCUAUCUAUCAAUAACCAUAACUUCAAGUCUCUUUAUGAUUGCAAAUCCCUCAGUCCAGGAGAAGACAGAGGACAAGCUCUUCCAAGAAACUACCAUUGCUCAGCUGCAGGAAAUGGCCCCUUCCAUUGACUGGCUAUCUUGCUUACAAGCAGUGUUUUCUGCGAUGACCCUCAGCCCCUCUCAGCCCAUCAUAGUUCAUGACUUGGACUACAUUAGAGGCAUGUCCCAGGUGAUAGGACAGAAGGCAAUGUUCAGAGAUUACCUUCAGAGCCACAUGAUCCUAGGACUGGUUUCAACGCUCAUUCCUGCUUUAGACAGUCACUUCCAGAAUGCACAGAGGAAUCUGAGCCAGAAACUUCAGGAAUUGGCAGGAUGGUCUCCCAUUACACUCAACAUCCCUCGAUGGAAGAAAUGCAUUAAGGAGACAGGGACCUUCUUCAAGCCCACAUUGGGAGCAAUGUUUGUUCAGGAAACCUUCAGCCGUGGCAGCCAAGAUGUUGCGACUCAACUUUUCUCUGAGAUUCAAAAUGCCUUGAGCAGACACUUGAAGAGACUUCACUGGAUGGAUGAAGGAAGCCAGAGAGAAGUGCAGAUCAAGUUAUCCCAGUUGAAGGUAGAGAUGGGGGCUCCAGAGGAGAUAUUAAAGCAUGAUCCAGCCAAACAAGACUAUCAGAAUAUAAAUUUUGGCUCCAGUUAUCUUCAGACAGUCCUGAGUUGUUCCCGAUCUUUCCAAGAGAGGACCAUGAGAGGCUUUCUGGAGCCUCCCUACAGGCACAGUUGGAAGGUAUUCCCUUGGGAUGUCAAUGCCUAUUAUUCCAUGCCAGAUAAUGUGGCUGUUUUCCCCGCUGGACUUUUACAGCCCCCAUUCUUCCACCCUAGUUACCCAAGUUCUGUGAACUUUGGAGCUGCUGGCAGUGUGAUGGCCCGGGAAUUAAUGCAUAUCUUCAACCAGUAUUUGGUCCCAGAGGGCUGCCCUGCUUGUGAUACCCCCACCCUGAAUGGGGAGCUGUUCUGCUUACAGAAACACUAUGAGUCCUUCUCACUGCCAACAGGGAAUACAUUCAAUAACUCCCACACCCUGUUGGAGAAUGCUGCUGAUAUAGGCGCACUGGUUAUUGCAAUGCAGGCAUAUAAGAAGUGGCUACAGAAGCAUAAAGGGGAGACCAUCCUGCCCAGCUUAGGCCUUAGCCCCUAUCAACUCUUCUACCAAAGCUAUGCCAAGGUCAUGUGUGGCAGUCUCACCUCUCAGGAUGCUCAAGACCUCCAUAGCCCUCCUAUCCUUCGUAUCCAUGGGCCCCUCAGCAACAUUCCAACAUUUGCUAGACACUUUCACUGCCCAAGAGGUACCCCUAUGAACCCUAGCAGCCGCUGCCAACUCUGGUGAUCUGCCUGAGUGUACUGCCUAGCUAUGAA
Molecule: messenger RNA, 2156 nt
Organism: Gracilinanus agilis (Agile Gracile Mouse Opossum)
Lineage: Eukaryota; Metazoa; Chordata; Mammalia; Didelphimorphia; Didelphidae
Gene: KEL
Product: Kell metallo-endopeptidase (Kell blood group)
Exons: 18
Coding region: 1-2127 (708 amino acids)
Biological process (GO): protein processing
Cellular component (GO): plasma membrane
Molecular function (GO): metalloendopeptidase activity
Source: RefSeq, a predicted model, not a curated record